Messenger RNA from Acanthochromis polyacanthus (spiny chromis), 3825 nucleotides. It is a transcript of the gene zbtb33, whose product is annotated as zinc finger and BTB domain containing 33. Gene Ontology annotation, molecular function: protein binding; RNA polymerase II cis-regulatory region sequence-specific DNA binding; DNA-binding transcription factor activity, RNA polymerase II-specific. Gene Ontology annotation, biological process: regulation of transcription by RNA polymerase II. The record is from RefSeq and is a predicted model, not a curated record. Lineage: Eukaryota; Metazoa; Chordata; Actinopteri; Pomacentridae. The transcript is spliced from 2 exons. Bases 429 to 2312 code for a protein of 627 amino acids. Gene Ontology annotation, cellular component: nucleus.
AGAAGAAGUGCAUCAGCGCAAAAAAGUGGAUUUGUGUUUUUAGCAAUAAAGCUGCAGAGCAUUUUAGCAAACCAACAUGUCUUUUUUCAUUAAAACCAGACCCCGUGAACAAACCGACGGAGGAUGAAGUGGCAGCUGAGUUCUUUUUAUACCAUUAAACCCUACAGCCACCUGCGUGAUCUGCAGGCAGAAAGUUUACUUUAAUGAAUUCAACCUGAAGCGGCAUCACAAUGAGAAACGCUCCGAGAAAUAUAGUAUGUCCAGCAGAGAGAAGAAGAGGUGGAAAGUGUCCGAGGAGCUUGGAGCGCACUUCAACAGGAUUUUUCGUCGGAGUAGAAACUAAGUAAAAGAGCUGAACCCAAACAGUUGCUGAUAGUUUGUUCGCUGUUGAUGAACCGCUGGUUUUCUCGACACUAAACGCAAAAAACAUGCCAAGUCUAAAGCUGAUAUCUGCAACAGACACACAGUAUUCAGCAGGCGUGCUGAAGUCCAUGAACGAGCAGCGAUGUCAUGGAUUGUUCUGUGAUGUCACCAUUAUUAUACAGGACAAGAAAUUCAGAGCUCACAAAACAAUCCUGUCAGCCUCGAGCACGUACUUCCACCAGCUCUUCAGUGUCGCUGGACAAGUGAUCGAGUUGAACUUCAUCAGACCACAAGUGUUUGAGGAGAUCCUCAACUAUAUUUACAGUUCUAAGAUUGUCCGUGUUCGUUCCGAUAUGCUCGAGGAGCUUAUCAGUGCCGGACAGAUACUGGGGGUCAAGUUCAUUGCAAAUUUGGCUGCACCUUUAUCUGAAGUUAAAGGUCUGCCUGGUUUGUCGAAGGACACAGAAAGCAAAAGUGACACAGCCACAGAGAUGAUGCCAAUCAUCACGGAGUCAUUCUCAAUAUCCGCGGAGGAAUUCAAUCAGACAAACAAACCUGCAGGUACCGAUGAUGACUCAGACAGUGAUGUAAUGUUUGUCUCACAUACAGAUGCUGUACCGAAGGCGACCGAUCGGAAAGUCAGCUCUGGUGAGGUUAUUGAUUUAGAUAAAGUUCGUUCAGGAGACGUGAAAUCAAACCAAAAGGUAGAGUCAAAUAAUGCAGUUGAAAAACAAGAAGAAAAAGCCACACCCCCAUCGACAACACCUGCUGUAAAGCCCCCCAGCAGCAGCUGUCCUAACCCCAGUUUGCUGGACAGCAGCCCUCUGUGCAGCCCGGACAGCAGCUCCAACAACUCGUCUUCCCCUGCCAGAGUUUCUUCAGGAAGUGCUCUCACAACACCAGCCCCAUCGAGCAGUUUCCCCCCUGAGCCGUCGAGUGCCUCUCAGCCGUCUGAGAACAGUGAUAUCAUGGGAGUCCACAAGAAGCAGGUCUCCGCUUCGUCUCGGCAAGGGGAUUUCAAACUACGGCUCCUCGACGUGUCUCAAAGCUCAGCAAUUCAAAGCAACAUUCCUAAACCUGCUGUAGCGGCAAAAAAGACAGUGACACUCAAUACCGCCACAGAAAUCGAUUCUAUUUCAUCAGGCUGCAAAGUGUAUGCCAAUAUUGGAGAAAAUACUUAUGACAUUGUCCCAGUGAAGGAAGAUCCGGGGGAAGGAGGCUCUAAAGCCAGUAAUGGGAAGAGAUCAUUAAUGGCAACACCCUUAAAGCCUUUAGAUAAAACACCCGCAUCACCCAAGGCCGGACCAAACAAGAAGAAGACCAAAACGGAGCUGGAGGAUCACUACGAGCUCAUCAUGGACGGGAAGACUUUCUACGUGUGCAUCGUCUGUAAGCGGCCCUACGUGUGUCUGCCGAGCCUCCGCCGCCACUUCAACACCCACUCGUGGGAGAAGAAGUAUCCGUGUCGCUACUGUAACAAGGUGUUUGCCCUGGCCGAGUACAGAACUAAACAUGAAAUCCACCACACAGGAGAGCGGAGGUACCAGUGCUUGUUGUGCAAUGAAAUGUUCAUAAACUACCAGUUGCUCUCUGGUCACUGCAAGCAAGUCCACAAUCAGGAUCCCAGCGGGCGGAAGGAGAAAGACGACGGCGACAACAACUUGUACCGCCUGCUGCCGUGUAAGACCGUGCAGAUGAAGUCGUACUCGUGGCUCACCGACGGGCAAGGGGUCCCCGUCAUAUCCGAGGACGGCAGCGUGCACCACAUAAGCAGCGUUGGAGAAGCCGUCCACUCUUCCACUCAAACCAGGAUGUUGAACUGGGACGACAUCUUCAUCAAGCCAGAAGCCGACAUGGCGCCCGACAGCCGCAGCCAACCAGAGUCCACCAUGAACACUCCUGCACAGGGAUCCACAGAGUUUGGCUUCGUUAGACCAGAGACCUACUGAGCAACACUCGCUGCUCCUCAUUUCCUGUGCCUUUUAGGUGCCUGUUCCCUUUUUUGCUUCUUUGGUUCCAUUUGUUCCACGUUUUGGUGUAAUUCUCGAUAGUGUCGGCUUAAGGUACGAUCGCAUUAGUCUGGAAUUAGCGGUCUGAUACUGUAGUAAUAGUAACAUAAUGAUGAUGCACUCUAAAGCGAGGUCAAAUCCGCACAGUGAAAUUUGAUCAAAGCGUCUGAACUGCAAAUCUCCCAAGGCCAGCUGCAGAUUGCAUCUCGACAGGAAAGCAUCGCUUGAGUUUGCCAGAUAUUCGGCUUUAAUUGAAGUCGAAGAAAGACGGAGUGAAUGGUUGCAGGAUGGAAGUGUAAUGUGAUCGUACCUUUACUCAUGUUACUCAGCUUUUAUACACGCCUCCACCUCUUACAUGAUCGGAAUAAAUGAUAAUGAAAUUAGCCAAAAAAAAAGCACAUGUAGUUCAGACACAGUAAAUUGUAUGAGUUUAUACGAAUGAUAAAAAUUCUACGCAGGAAUCAAAAAUUGAAUCAUAAGUUAUGUCCGGGCUGUAAUGAAAAGCCAAAAGAUCAUGUCAUUUUAAAUGGUAUGAAGUCGUUGCUCUUGCAGAUUUAGCCUCAAGUUCUCUGCCAGCCAUAAGAUUUCUGCUAAAAGAUCAGAAGCAACACAUUAAAACGACACCUGUGAAUCAUGUCCUCUCUCAUUUUAGCAGCAGGUUCUACCAUUUAGGCCAUGUUGCUUAAAAGAGUAAAUUAUAUUAAGCAGCCAGCUGAGGCCUGUGUCACAAAAUGGAAACGGGGCUACCUAUUUAAAAUUGUGAAGCCUCAGUUGAGUAUUUUCUUUCUGUGUAACCAGGUGACCUUUUUUUUUCCUCUGGGCUGGGUACAUGACUGCAGUUGUGGUUUCUAAAUAUCUGUAUGAAUUACAAGUAUUGAAUAAUGAAAUAAACGACAUUGCUUCAAUGUUAAGUCCAUCAUCAUGAACCUCUGUCUGGUUUUGAGGCUCAGUUUUAUCAGUGAUUUUUAAGACUGAUCAUUCCAUUUUUCUGUAAUUAUGUGCAAGAAAAUAUCAGUCAUGAUCUCAAAUGUUUUCAUUCUUUUUUUGUUUUGUUGGCAUUUUUGUGUCAAUUAAAAUCCUCUGUUGUACUUUGAUACACCCCUGCAUUUUUAUGUCUCACAAUCAUGUUUUUAACUGAAAUGUUAUUUUAAAGCCAAAAUCUUCCAACUACAUGAACUAGGCUAGAGAUUUUGCAUAAUGUUAUGAUAGGAUUGACAUAACCUGGGGAUUAUUACCAUCCAUACAUCUAGAAUUUAGAGCUCUUAGUGUUGAAUUGGACAGAAAACGUUUUAAAAAAAAUGUUUUUACUUUUUCCACUCUGUUUUUCCAUUGUGUCUGAGGGUAGUGAUUGGUUAGUACCAGUAAAGUAGUGCUAACAUGGGAAUCUGUUCUGUGUCAUGUCAUUCAGUUAAAUCAUGCAGGGUUUUGUUUUUCAAUAAACACAUUAACAACG